Molecule: messenger RNA, 1693 nt
Organism: Seminavis robusta
Lineage: Eukaryota; Bacillariophyta; Bacillariophyceae; Naviculales; Naviculaceae
Source: the annotation of a GenBank genome assembly
GAACCUGCGACCAGGCACAUCGGAUUUCAACGGCAACAUAACAAGCCGACGAGGAAAAAACCGAAGACUUUUUUUGCAUUGGCUGCACCUUGCACGACGGCACCGGAUACGAUACCCCACAUAUUAGCUUGCUCAUCAGCGAGGAAGGCAACAUCUUGACCAUUCAAGUGUAGUCCUGCCUGAGAAAGAAUUCAUAACAGUUCUUUGUGAGAGGACUGCCGAGUUCAUAGAGCAAUAGUAUUCAAAGCAGCAUUUGUGGCGACAGGACCAAUCCAAAAAGCCAAUAUCUUAUUGCAAUCGCUAUCAUUCAAACUCCAAUAAACAACAAACACCAUGUGCCCUCCAUCCAAGCAUCCGGAAGUGACCUUGUUCAAGCCCUCAACAAAGACCAGCUUUACAGUGGUUGGGACCGAUGAGCCUCACUUUAGCCGAAGAAAGGAAAUCCUCAAGAAGCAUCCGGAGAUUAAGCAGCUCUAUGGGCCGGAUAUCCGCCUGUUGCCCAGUAUCUUGGUCAUUGUAACAGUGCAAUUAGCUCUCAGCCUCUAUGCUACCAAAAUUCAAGAUUGGAGACAUUUCGUCUUCUUGGCCUAUUCUGUGGGUGGAACUUUGACUCAUUGGUUGAGCCUUGGCACCCAUGAGCUGGCCCACAACCUCUGCUUCCACACCACGCUGUACAAUGAAGUCUUGGCCAUGAUUGCCAACUGUGCACAGUCCAUCCCCUCUUGUAUCUCUUUCAAACGAUACCACUUGGAACACCACUACAAGCAAGGAGAGAACAUCACUGAUGUAGAUGUACCCACUGACUGGGAAGGCCGCUUCUUCAACAACACUUUCAAGAAGACAAUCUUUGUGUUUCUUCAGCCAGCCUUCUACGCACUUCGGCCGAUGUUUACCAACCCAAAGGCCCCCACGUGGAAGGAAGGGCUCAACUUUGCCGUUGUCUUGGGAUUUGACGCGUUUUUGGCAUAUACCUUUGGCGGGAAGGCGCUGCUCUUCAACUUUGCUUCCACCCUACUUGGAAUGGGAUUGCACCCUGUUGCUGGACACUUCAUCUCGGAGCACUACACCUUUGUAGCUGGACAAGAGACGUACUCGUACUACGGUCCUCUCAAUUUGGUUUCUUUCAAUGUCGGAUACCACAAUGAACACCAUGAUUUUCCAAAGAUCUCGGGAUUCCGCUUGCCGAUGGUGAAAAAGAUUGCGCCCGAGUACUACGAGGAUUUGCAUUCCUAUAACUCGUGGCCCAAGGUCCUGUACGACUACAUUACCCGUCCCGACAUGAGUCCUUACAGCCGAAUCAAGCGAUUCCCAAAGGACCGAGCAGCACAGGAAGAAAAGUCGAAGGAUGCAUCAGAUAUGGCCAUUUCGAGCUCUGGUUCGGAAGACUCGGAGGAUGAAGGACCACAAAAUUGUGCAUCGGAAGGGAAGAAGACCAAGUAAGGGCAAAUGUAGACGGUUUGUUGGCGCUUCUUGUGUGUUCUCGAGCAAACUUACUUGACAUCGCAGCAGAAGCAAACAAAACAGAUUGCUGUGCCGACACCCAAGCAAUUAUCCUGAGAGAGUUUGCGUGUGUGUUCUCUCUUGUGGUCUACAUAUUUAUUGUGCUUGGAAAGCACCAGGCAUAUCAUCUCUUUCUCAGUCUCUAAAGCAGCAAGUGCAUUUGCUCUCUUUGAAUGAAUAAAACUAUUUUCUC